Ictidomys tridecemlineatus (thirteen-lined ground squirrel) is the source of this 2490-nucleotide messenger RNA. Lineage: Eukaryota; Metazoa; Chordata; Mammalia; Rodentia; Sciuridae. The record is from RefSeq and is a predicted model, not a curated record.
CUUCCCAGAGUGCACUGCAGCCACUGCCAGGCUGGGCUCGUUUCUCCAACUUAAGCGGCCUGGGAGAGCGGUCUUGCAAUGGACGGGCUCCGGGCUAGCGCUGGGUUGUUGAGGCGCGGGAGGUUGAGGCGCCGGCGCCAGACCCAGCCACACAGCGGGUCGGUCUUGGCCCUGUCCUUGAGGCCCAGGAAGAUCCGAAGGCAGCUGAGGAGAAAUAUUGCGUCCCGCAUGGCCGCUCUGAGGGCUCAGGCGCUGCCGAGCGAAGACUCGGAGGACUCCAGAGUGGAGUCGACGGCGGACGAUCUGGGGGACUCGCUGCCUGGUGGAGCGGCGGCGGCGGCCAGUCCAGAGACGGCCCGGAGAGAGCCAUACGGCCACCUCGGGCCUGCUGAGCUGUUGGAGGCCUCGCCCCCGCGCGCGCAGACCCCGCCCGCGCGCCUGGGGCCGGCUUCGGCGCCACCUGCGCGCCUGGUAGAGGUAACUGCUGCACCCACCCGAGCGGUGGACACCUCAGCUCGGCUAUGUGCUUCCCAGCCCUUAGGAGCCGCUGCACCACCCUGGACGCCUGCGACGCUGUUGGGCUCUCAGGUGGAAAACGCGGGUAGGGAGCUGCCCUGGGACUCUCCGCUGCAGCGCGUCUUGGCUGAGCUGAGCCGCAUCCCUAGCAGCAGACGGCGGGCGGCGCGCCUCUUUGAGUGGCUUAUCGCGCCCAUGCCUCCGGAACAUUUCUACCGGCGCCUUUGGGAGCGGGAGGCGGUGCUGGUGCGGCGGCAGGACCACACCUACUACCAGGGCCUUUUCUCUACUGCCGAUUUGGACUCCAUGCUCCGCAACGAGGAGGUGCAGUUCGGGCAGCACUUAGACGCUGCGCGCUACAUCAAUGGGCGGCGAGAGACCCUGAAUCCCCCGGGCCGAGCCCUGCCCGCCGCUGCCUGGUCCCUGUACCAGGCAGGCUGCUCCUUGCGCCUUCUCUGCCCUCAGGCUUUCUCAGCCACCGUGUGGCAGUUUUUGGCUGUUCUUCAGGAGCAGUUUGGAAGCAUGGCAGGCUCCAACGUUUAUCUCACGCCACCCAACUCUCAGGGCUUUGCCCCCCACUAUGACGACAUCGAGGCUUUCGUGCUGCAACUGGAAGGUAGGAAACUCUGGCGUGUCUAUCGUCCUCGGGUGCCAAACGAGGAACUGGCCCUGACAUCUAGCCCCAACUUCAGCCAGGAGGACCUUGGUGAGCCUGUGCUGCAGACUGUGCUGGAGCCUGGAGAUUUGCUCUAUUUUCCUCGCGGCUUCAUUCACCAGGCUGAAUGCCAGGAUGGAGUCCACUCUCUGCACCUCACCGUGUCCACGUACCAGCGGAAUACCUGGGGCGACUUCCUAGAGGCCAUACUCCCUCUGGCUGUGCAGGCCGCAAUGGAAGAAAAUGUAGAAUUUCGGAGAGGUCUACCUCGAGACUUCAUGGAUUACAUGGGGGCCCAGCAUUCGGAUUCUAAGGAUCCAAGAAGAACCGCUUUCAUGGAGAAGGUCCGGGUCUUAGUUGCCCGUCUGGGACACUUUGCUCCUGUUGAUGCUGUGGCUGACCAGCGAGCCAAAGAUUUCAUCCAUGAUUCACUACCCCCCGUGUUGACUGAUAGGGAGAGGGCAUUAAGUGUUUAUGGGCUUCCAAUUCGCUGGGAGGCUGGAGAACCUGUAAACGUGGGAGCCCAGUUGACAACAGAAACAGAAGUCCACAUGCUUCAGGAUGGGAUAGCUCGCCUGGUGGGUGAAGGGGGCCAUUUAUUUCUCUAUUACACGGUGGAAAACUCUCGUGUUUAUCAUCUGGAGGAACCCAAGUGCUUGGAAAUAUACCCGCAGCAAGCUGAUGCCAUGGAACUCUUGCUUCGCUCCUACCCAGAAUUUGUAAGAGUAGGGGAUCUGCCUUGUGACAGUGUGGAGGAUCAGCUUUCCUUGGCAACCAUGUUGUAUGAUAAGGGGCUGCUGCUCACCAAGAUGCCUCUAGCUCUAAACUAGUUUCUUGUUGAUUGUUGGAAACAAAGCAGUAGUGAUUGUCCACUACCACUGCCACCAGUUCACUUUUUUUUAAAAACCGGCGUUCUUACCUUGAUGACCAUCAGUAUGGUCACAUUUACUUAUUUACCUUUAUGACUGCUUCAACGUCACAAAUCUCAGACAGUCUUCUAGAAGGAACCACUUCAUCUAGGUACAAAAGUAAAAAAAUGGAGGAGGAAAAUGAGCUAUUUCUACAGAAGUAACCUUAAUGCCUAAUCAUUUUAGAGCACCAGCUUCAUCCCCCUCUGGCUUCAGUGUGUUGUGUAGCACUGGCUAUAUCAUUCUGCUUGAGACAUUAGAAGUUUUUGUUUGGAAGUUAUAUCUUUCAUUUGAGUUCUCUUUCAUCAAAUGGUGUGUGGGGGAGGGCAGUUGGGAUCAGUAUUCUGUUUUCUUAUUAAGUUUGUAUGAACAUUAGAAGAGUUAUUAAAGUACCAAAGAAUGUUUCCCUUU